AUGUCGCGGUUCGUCGACAAGCUGCCGUUCUUUGACCGGAGGUCGUCGCCAAUGGAGGAGGCCGGGGACAUCCCGCGGAACGGCCUCCUGCACAUGCACCACCACCAGCCGCACCACAGCGGCCUGCUCAUGCAGCCGCAGCCGUCGCCGCCGGCGAAGCAGUCGUCGUUCACGCUCGCGCAGCUGCUGAAGCGCGUCAACGAGGCGCGCAGCGACGCCUCGUCGCCCACGUCCUCGCCCACGCACUCGCACUACACCAUCGAGCUGGGCGGCUCCGUGCCGGGCUCCACCGGCAGCGACCUGAGCGAGCGCAUGCGCGGCGGCGGCGACCGCGGCAGCGAUGGGCCGCUCCUCCCGUUCGUGCUCAAGUUCACGGACCUGACGUACAGCGUCAAGCAGCGGAAGAAGGGACCGUGCCUGCCGGCGCUGCCGUUCCGCCGCGGGGGCGGGGAGCCGGGCGGGCCCGAGGUGCCUCGGAUGAAGACGCUGCUGGAUAACAUCUCCGGCGAGGCACGGGAGGGCGAGAUCAUGGCGGUGCUCGGCGCCAGCGGCUCUGGCAAGAGCACGCUCAUCGACGCGCUCGCCAACCGCAUCGUCAAGGAGAGCCUCCACGGCUCCGUCACGCUCAACGGGGAGUCGCUCGACAGCAACCUGCUCAAGGUCAUCUCCGCGUACGUCAUGCAGGACGAUCUCCUGUACCCGAUGCUCACCGUGGAGGAGACGCUCAUGUUCGCCGCCGAGUUCCGUCUGCCCCGCUCGCUGCCAACCAAGGAGAAGAAGAAGCGCGUGCAGGCGCUCAUCGACCAGCUCGGCCUGCGCAACGCGGCCAACACCAUCAUCGGCGACGAGGGCCACCGCGGCGUGUCCGGCUGGGGAGCGCCGCCGCGUCCCACCUCCGGGCUCGACUCCACCAGCGCGUUCAUGGUGGUCAAGGUGCUGCAGCGCAUCGCGCAGAGCGGCAGCGUGGUGGUCAUGUCCAUCCACCAGCCGAGCUACCGCAUCCUCGGCCUCCUCGACCGCCUCCUGUUCCUCUCCCGCGGCCAGACGGUGUACUACGGCUCGCCACGCGCGCUGCCGUCCUUCUUCAACGACUUCGGCAAGCCCAUCCCUGGCAACGAGAACCCGACGGAGUUCGCACUCGACCUCAUCAGGGAGCUGGAGACCAUGCCGGACGGGGCCAGGGACCUCGUGGAGCACAACAAGAAAUGGCAGACGCGCAUGGCUCCCAAGGCGAAGCACCACGACGGGCACGGCGAGAAGCCGUCGCUGUCCCUGAAGGAGGCCAUCAGCGCCAGCAUCUCUCGCGGGAAGCUCGUGUCCGGCGCGACCGACGGAUCCGUGUCGGUGCAUUCGCCCGGGGAGUUGGCGGCGCCGGCGGCCCCGGUGUCGAAGUUCGCGAACCCGUUCUGGGUCGAGAUGGGCGUCCUCACCCGUCGCGCGUUCCUCAGCACGAAGCGCACGCCGGAGAUCUUCAUCAUCCGCCUAGCGGCCGUGAUGGUGACGGGGUUCAUCCUGGCGACCAUCUUCUGGCGCCUGGACGACUCCCCCAAGGGAGUCGAGGAGCGCCUGGGCUUCUUCGCCAUCGCCAUGUCCACCAUGUUCUACACCUGCUCCGACUCGCUCCCCGUGUUCCUCAACGAGCGCUACAUCUUCCUCCGGGAGACGGCCUACAACGCGUACCGGCGGUCCUCGUACGUGCUCUCCCACACCAUUGUCGGCUUCCCGUCGCUGAUCGUGCUCUCCUUCGCGUUCGCGCUCACCACGUUCUUCUCCGUGGGCCUGGCCGGCGGCGCCGACGGCUUCUUCUUCUUCGUGGCCAUCGUGCUGGCAUCCUUCUGGGCCGGCUCUGGGUUCGCGACGUUCCUCUCUGGCGUGGUGACGAACGUGAUGCUGGGUUUCCCCGUGGUGGUGUCGACGCUGGCCUACUUCCUCCUCUUCAGCGGCUUCUUCAUCAACCGGGACCGCAUCCCGCGGUACUGGCUCUGGUUCCACUACCUGUCGCUGGUCAAGUACCCGUACGAGGCGGUGAUGCAGAACGAGUUCAGCGACCCGACGCGGUGCUUCGUGCGGGGCGUGCAGAUGUUCGACAACACGCCGCUGGCGGCGCUGCCGGCGGUGCUCAAGGUGCGGGUGCUGCGCGCCAUGAGCCAGUCGCUGGGCGUGGACAUCGGCACGAACACGUGCAUCACGACGGGGCCAGACUUCCUGCGGCAGCAGGCCGUGACGGACCUCACCAAGUGGGACUGCCUCUGGAUCACCGUCGCUUGGGGGUUCCUCUUCCGCAUCCUCUUCUACAUUUCGCUGCUGCUCGGGAGCAGGAACAAGAGGAGGUGA
This is a messenger RNA of Miscanthus lutarioriparius, 2334 nucleotides long. The record is from the annotation of a GenBank genome assembly. Lineage: Eukaryota; Viridiplantae; Streptophyta; Magnoliopsida; Poales; Poaceae.